Capra hircus (goat) is the source of this 7227-nucleotide messenger RNA. It is a transcript of the gene CYP7B1, whose product is annotated as 25-hydroxycholesterol 7-alpha-hydroxylase. The record is from RefSeq and is a predicted model, not a curated record. NCBI's taxonomy places the organism in Eukaryota, Metazoa, Chordata, Mammalia, Artiodactyla, Bovidae. Gene Ontology annotation, biological process: cholesterol homeostasis; bile acid biosynthetic process. The transcript is spliced from 6 exons. The coding region runs from base 136 to 1656 and encodes 506 amino acids. Gene Ontology annotation, molecular function: iron ion binding; steroid hydroxylase activity; heme binding.
UCGGCCCUCGGUGACACCCAGGCGGCGCCACGGCCUGGCCAGCCUCCUGGGCCGUUGCAGAGUCGCGGAGCCGCGCCACUCGGAGAGAGAGACCCCGGCUACCCUGAUCUGCGCGCAAUCGGGACAGCGGAAGACAUGAGCGCGGGCAUGGGUGGCUUCUGGCCGGAGCCGUGGCUGCCGCAGUCGCUCGGCUCCCCGGGCCUGGCCCUCGCCGCGGGCCUGCUGCUGCUGGUCUUGUGCCUGAGCGCGCGGCGCACCAGGAGACGUGGUGAGCCUCCAUUGAUAAAAGGCUGGCUUCCUUACUUUGGACAAGCCCUGAAAUUACAAAAAGAUCCUCUGGGUUUCAUGACUACUCUUCAAAAGCAGUAUGGCGACAUUUUCACUCUUCUCCUUGGAGGAAAGUAUAUAACAUUUAUCCUGGAUCCUUUCCACUACACGUCAGUGGCAAAAAAUCAAAAAUUAAGCUUUCAAAUAUUUACUAAUAAAUUCUUAAAGAGAGUAUUUUCUAUCAAAAAGAUGAUAACAGAUUCUGACCUCAUCGACGAGAUUCAUAGUACCUAUCAAUUUUUACAAGGGAAGCAUUUGGACAUACUGAUGGAAAGCACAAUGCAGAAUCUGAAACAAGUUUUUGAACCCCAACUUUUAAAAACCACAAGCUGGAACACGGAAUAUUUGUUGCCAUUCUGCAACUCAGUGAUAUUCGAAACGACAUUUACAACCAUAUAUGGAAAUGUUCUUGCUGAUGAUAAGAAAACAUUUAUUACUGAGUUAAAAGAUGAUUUUUUAAAAUUUGAUGAAAAAUUCACACGUUUAGCAUCAGGCAUACCCAUUGAGCUUCUAGGAAACCUCAAGUCUGUUCGAACUAAACUGAUAAAAGACUUGACAAUAGAAAGCUUAGCUAAGUUACAAGGACUAUCUGAAGUUGUUCAAAGAAGGAAUGAUAUCCUGGAGAAAUACUAUAUGCCCAAGGACACUGAAAUAGGAGCACAUCAUUUAGGCUUGCUCUGGGCCUCUGUGACAAACACUGUUCCAACCAUGUUCUGGGCAAUGUAUUACCUUCUACGGCACCCGAAAGCUAUGGCCGUGCUGCGUGACGAAAUUGACCAUUUGCUGCAGUCAACAGGUCAAAAGAAAGGGCCUGGAUUUUCCAUCUACCUCACCAGAGAACAAUUGGACAGCCUGGUCUACCUUGAAAGUACCAUUCUUGAGGUUUUGCGACUCUGCUCCUUUUCUGGCAUCUUUCGUUUCGUUCAAGAGGACUUGACACUUCACUUAGAGAGCCAGGACUGCUGUCUGCGAAAGGGAGACUUUGUCGUCAUCUUUCCUCCCAUCUUACACCACGACCCUGAAAUCUUUGAAGCUCCAGAAGAGUUUAGAUUUGAUCGUUUUACAGAAAAUGGUAAGAAGAAAACCACCUUUUUUAAAAGAGGGAAAAAGCUGAAGUAUUACCACUUGCCAUUUGGAUUGGGAGUCAGCAAAUGUCCAGGCCGAUUUUUGGCCAUGGUUGAAAUAAAGCAAUUGUUGGUUGUGCUUUUAACUUACUUUGAUUUAGAAAUAAUUGAUAAUAAGCCCUUAGAACUAAACUAUAGCCGCUUUUUGUUUGGUAUUCCUUACCCAGACUCUGAUGUUUUAUUUAGAUACAAAAUAAAAUCGUAAGCUAAAAGGAAAGGAGAGAAAUCCAUCUAGAAAACUAACCUAAAUGUCCUCAGUUCAUCUAUUUGUUUUUAAUUUCAAGUGUAAUUGCUUUGUUUGUUUUAAAGAUGCCAAUUUCUAUUUGAUCUGAGAUCAGUCCCAUCUGUACUUGAUCACAAAACCCAUCAUUAAAAAAAAAAAGAUGGUAGCAUGAAAAUGGACAUCAAAAUCAACAUAAUGAUAAAUUUAAAGUAGCUUUUUUUAAGUUUCUACAUAUUGUGAUUUGCAAACGUCAUGGUAAAUGUGCCUUCACAGUAAUAGAUCUGACACUGUGGGAUUUUGUUAAGUCACAAAUUCUUCUAUAAUAUGUAAAAAUACACUUUAUGUACUAAUGGAAAUUUAUGCUGUAAAUGGACACAGUCUAACAAAUUUCAAGUUCUCAGAGAAGAAGGAAAUUAAAUUUCCAUGAGAUACACUAGAUGAAAAUGUUCCCUUCAAGUAUAAUAUCAAUAAUAUCUAUAUUGCUGGGGUACGUUUGCAUUAAAUGAGGUUUGCGGUAGAUUAAAUGCUUCAACUUCACUUCAAUAUUUAAUCAUCCAUAAAUGUACUUUAUUACUUUGUAUACUGUGGCUCAGUAGAACAAAAUUUCUUGUUAUAUAAGGCUACUCAUGUUCAAGUUAGAUACUGAUAAGAUUUAUCAGUAUAAGAACACACAAAACCUAUUAUAUAUUCAGCAAUUGCCCUAGACAUUAGUAUUAGGUUUAUUGUAGGAGUAAAUGUUGAGAUCAUUACAGGAUUGAUUAUAGCAUUUGACUCCAGUGUGAACUGUAAGGGUUAUGCCGGUGUCGUAAUUAACUUUCCUGAAUGCUUUAUAUCAAGCAUUUAUAUCAACUGAAAAACUAGAUAGCAGUAUUUGUUCUUGAUGCCUCACCUCUUGGACUGGGAUUUGAUUUGUAGUAUUUGAAUUACGGCAUUAUGUAAUGCAGUAUAAUUCCAUAUGCCAAAAUGCAGCGUCGGCUGGAUGAUUCAAAGAUUGCUAAUAUCAGAUUGCCAAAUGAUGGUUUGUCAUUCAACUUGAAUGCUGAUGCCAUAUACAAACAGGCAAAGCAGGUAAAUAAGCCCAGUUAUUUCAUGGGAACUUCUAGUUAUAACUUCUAGUUAUUUCAUUGAAACUUCUAGGAUUUCAGAAAUUUGCUUUUGUUUUUGAAAAGGAAAUUUAUCUUUCAAAUAACAUUAUAAAAUACUGAACCAUAUUUAGUAGCUAAAUAGCUUUUCUAGCAUCUAUUUUUCUCCUUCCUGAAGUUCAUGCACUAAAUGCUCCUCAGUGAAGGUCUGUCCGUCUGAACUUCGUUUUUGCCAAUUUGAAGAUGCUUUCCUUUUUGUCCUCAUUCCUUAGUUUGCCUUUUUUUCCUGUUUUGAUAUCUCAUGUUGUUAAGAGGUUAGCCUUCAUUUGGUUUAAUUAUUCAGCAGGUAGUCAACCUCUUUUCUCUGACAGCUUUAAUAUGCUCUCUUUGUCUUUGACGUUCUUAGUUUCUGUUUAUCGUGCUUGCAUGCCAUGGUGUCUUUCAUCAAACGUAGAAUAUUCACAAUCAUCUCUUUGAAUAUUUCCUCUUUCAGCUCUGUAUCUUGUUUAUAGUCCAUGUUGUUUAACCUUUUCUCCUUGUAUUUUUUAAUCUCUAAUUUAUAUUCUAGGCCAUUUCGUUGGAUCUUUAUAUCGCUUUCAGUUUAUUCUACUCUUUAAUUCAUCCAUUGGGUUUGUUUCUUCUGUCUUUUUAUUUUAACCUUAGGUUCAUAGGAUUGAGUGAUCACAUGCCUUAUACCCCUUAGUUCACAGUAAACAAUUAUAAUUGGUCCAAACUAGGCUUUAUUUACUCAUUCUAUUCUAUCCCUAAACCCUACCAUUAUACCCUUCCCCAUUAUCAGGAAAUAUUCUAAUGUGUUUGGUAUGUAUCUUUUUAUUUGUAGGUGUUUUUAUAGAACUUAUGUUAUUAUCUUGGUUAUAUGUGUUUUUUAAUUUUCAUAAAUGUCUAGUCUAUACAUCAUAUUCUUCUUAAUUUUUUACUAAGCACUAUACUUUAAAGGUAUUACUUUAAAGUAUACUACUUUAUAUAUAUUUGAUCUAUCACCUCUAACUACUGUAUAGUAUCUCAUAAUGUGUACCCAUGAUGUUUCAAUGCUCUAUUCACCCAGUGAUAUAAACUGUGUUGGUGGGACAGUUAAUUUGGGGGAAAGGCCAAAGCAGAACCGAAAAGCCUUGCCCCCACCCAUCCUCUCACUACUUCAUGCCCCACCCUCCGCCCUGGGCUGCCGGAAGCCGUGUUGCCAGCACCACCCCCCAACACGCACACACACAGGCACACAGUCCAUGACAGCCUUCACUCUCUGAGAUGCUCUAGACUUCUUGUGUUUCAUGCUCAGAUCCUCACUACCCUCUCCCUUCUAUGGGGUCUCCAGAGCUGAUCUGAGCCAGGGUGCCAGGUGUCAAUUUGUCCGCUUUCAGAAUUUCAAUUCCCCUGAGUCUGAUAAAUUUAGGGGUUACAUUUUCAAUUUGAGAAUUCUCUUUUGUUCCUCCUAUCUGCCUGGUCAUUUUUGACAGUAUCUUGUUCCUUCAUCAUAUACUCAAUAUCUUCUUUCAUUUUAAAAAUAUAUUAAGAAACUUUAUUCAUAUCUGGUGUUUCCACAUCAUCAGUGUUUUAUGGGUCUGAUCCUAUAGUUUGUUUUUCUUUUAACUCUUCCUUGGAAUUGCUUGUUUAGUGGACUCGUUCUUCGGAAUUUUAUCUCUGGAAUUUUUUUUUUAAGACCUGAGUUUAAAGUUCACACCACCAGAGAAAAUUUGUGUUUGCUUUCACCUGGCUGCUGUUACUCUCAAAUUUGGAUCAAUUUAAAAUUUCACCUUGAGUAUUUUGAGAGGGGAUGGGAAACUACAUGGGCUUCCCCAGUGGCUCAGUGGUAACAAAUCCGCCUCCAAUACAGGAGAUGCGGGUUCGAUCCCUGGGUGGAGAAGGAAAGGGCAGCCCACUCCAGUAUUCUUGCCUGUAGAAUCCCAUGGACAGAGGAGACUAGCGGGCUACGGUCCAUCAGAUCUCAAACAACUGGCCAUGACUGAAGUGACUGAGCACACACAAAUGGGAAACUGCAUAGAUAGGGUGGGUUCUGGCCCUAAGUCAGCCAGAUUGCAACCCUAUGAGUAGGGAUAAGCAAGAAUACCCAGUCCUCUGUGGAGUGAGGUUUCUUUCUAGACACCUAUUGAAGAUGUUGCCUCUGCAAGUUCUUGCCUUUGUGCACAAGUCUUGGAUUAAACACACACAUACAUGCACGCACACAUACCUCACGCCCCUUGGGCUGCAACCUUUAUCCCGUUCUGCCACAAAGCAGAGCCCAUUUGUUUUGUACUAGGACAUCUAUUCCACCAUAUUGCCUAAUAUGGAAACCUCCAGAUUGUUAAAUUCAUCUUAGUAGCACACUUCUGUGCUGCUGUAGCAGAGAGAGCACAGAAAAGCACUCCAUUCUAAUUUCUGCUUAAUUUACAGUGAAAGGAAUUUAGGGUGGAAACAUUAUAUAAAAGCAAUGGAUGGAGUCUUGUGACAGGCUUAAACCUGGUCAUCAAAUAUUGUCUAUGAAUAGAAUAAAUGUCAUAGAGAAUAAGUUAAAAGACAUGAAAUUUAGCUACGACACAAUUGAUUUACUGUUAUCAACAAGUCACUUUGCCUCUCAGUGUUUCAGCUUCCAUAUUUGCAAAAUAAAAAUAAUACAGCCUUUGGAUGUCAGGGUUCAUUAUAAGGAUUGAACACAGUAAGAUGUAUGAACUUAUUUUGAAAAGUGUAAUGCAAUAUCCAAAUGUAAGUUGUAAGGAGAUACUUUGACAAUGCUGCGCCUUUUAAGUUAAAAACUGUUUGUGUAUAUUUGUUAAAGGGAAGCAUUUUUUGUUAUUGGUUAAGUGAUUAUUCAUUUAUUCAGUCAAACAUUUAUUGAGCAUUUCCUCUUAGAUUGAUACUAUGCAGUGGGUUACCCUUCUUCAAGAACACACAGUUUAUUAGAGAAAGCAAUAUAUACCCAAGUAAUUUAUUAUAAAUGUAGUUGUAAUAAAUUCAUCAUCCUAAAACUGUUUUAAAAUUCUGAUUCAACACUCGUUCUAACUGACCUUCCAUCACUCAUUCCAAAUUAGUGUUCUGUAAUAAGAAAUUACUAUGUGCCUAAUUAGAUACAACAAAACAUAUACAUCCAGUAUUGUGAUUAUAUGUUAAAGAUCUCCAAAACAAAAUACAGCUAUUGAGGCAUCAGAAUUUUUUGAAAACUGUAUUUUACGUAUAGUAAAAACCUACCCUCUUCAUUUUUACAGCCCCUCCUCUAAAUGUCAAAUUAAAGAAAAUGAAUGACUAGCGGUAUUAUUUCAUAUCAGUGACCAACUGAGGCAUCAUUUAGCAAAAACUAAAUGCUCUGAAGAUAUUCAGGAAAAAGUUGUUUGUCACUAAGUAAAGAAUGUUGGUAAGCAACCUAUUUGGGAACUUUUAUCUGUCUUGUUUGGCCUUCCCGACACACUUCAUUAUAUUUUGCCGAUUUUAUCAUUAAGGUUGGGUCACAAGUCUAAGGCAGAGGAGCUUCUGUGCUCAAAAUUUGCAUGAUUACUACUGUUUAUUUUCUUAUGAAAAAUAAUUUGAGUGGCCUUUCUAUAAGCUAAUCCUUCUAAUUGAACCAUGGAAUCUUAAAACAAUUUCAAAGAUCAAAGCACAAAAAUUAUCUAGGUUUUGAUCUUAGUAUAAAAUAACAUCAAUAAUUUUAAAACAAGAAUUACAUGCCCUGAGAAUGUACACUGAUUUAACCUAUUAAAUUUGCCAAUACUGCAAGCCAUUAUUUACCAAAUUGCAUUAUUAGGUAUUCAUAUUUACAUACUCAAUUAGGAAAAAGUUAGCAAGCCAAGAUUAAGUUCCCGGUAGCAUUAUUUUAAGUUACAGUGGGUGAUCACAUAAAACUCUCUAAUGUUUCUAUUACUUACUCUAUUUCAGAGUGUUAAUCUGAGUCGUUGAUCAUUGGUGUUAGAAAUAUUUGGUUUAAUUGUUUACUUUGUUUGUAAUAUUUUCUUGAGUAAGAUAAAAUUUGUGAAAAUCUCUACUGAACAAUUUUUAAAAGGAGUAAUUUGACAACACUUAACAUUUUAAAGUAUUUUUUAAGCAGGAGAAUCUCUACUGUAAAAAGAAAUCUUAAAUAUUUAAUACUCUUGAUUUUAAAAUGGUAUAUAGGUGGAUUUAUGAGGAAGCAAAUUAUCUUGAAAAGAUUUUAGGUAAGAAAUGCAAAUGCUUUGUAAGUCAAUUUAAUGUGUGUGUGUUUUUUCUAAUAUGCAAUGAGCCAAUAAAUUAACUUUUAAAGCACAGGUGAAUGACUGUCUCCUUAUUUCCCUACUAGGAGCAUGUUGGGCGACAGAAGAUUUUAUUACAGUUAGUAAAUGAUUUGGGAAAUAAUUUUGCUGUCUGGAGAUCCUCAAACCCUCAUCUUUCCCCACCAUUUACAUAUGUAUUCUUAUUUUCUCAUAUUUUCAGUAAAAGAACAUUAAUUGUUACAUUCAGAACAUUUUUCAGUAUGCAUGUGUGUGUACUCAGU